This is a messenger RNA of Colletotrichum chrysophilum, 2094 nucleotides long. RefSeq lists its product as uncharacterized. The transcript is spliced from 3 exons. Gene Ontology annotation, cellular component: telomerase holoenzyme complex. The record is from RefSeq and is a predicted model, not a curated record. Bases 1 to 2094 code for a protein of 697 amino acids. NCBI's taxonomy places the organism in Eukaryota, Fungi, Ascomycota, Sordariomycetes, Glomerellales, Glomerellaceae. Gene Ontology annotation, biological process: nuclear-transcribed mRNA catabolic process, nonsense-mediated decay. Gene Ontology annotation, molecular function: protein binding; telomerase RNA binding; telomeric repeat DNA binding.
AUGUCCGACAUUACGGUAUCAAGAACGGAAGAGAGCAAGAGCAAGUCAGGUGGUUUGAAUGCAGCAGAGGAAUCAUUCUCACCGACCAACCCCGAGACUACUGUUACCAGCCCCGGGCCAGGCCAAUCGACUAGCCUUGGUGUCUCCAAGCGCGCAAAGAAAAGCUGCAAAUGUACGAAAGAAAGCUGCGAAUGUACAGAGGAAAGCUGCAAUUGUACAGAGGAACUCUGCAAGCGAACUCGCGAAUCUGCGAGCAAAGCCAGCCGGGGCGAUGCUAAGAGAGAGGAUGAGGACUCGUUACUCCCCCCGAAACGAAGUCGAGCCCGGGCACCCACGCAGACUGGCAACGCUAGCACAUCUGACAAUGAAGCCGCGCCGAAGACAGGGAAAUUUUGGUCCCCUGAAGAGGAACCAUUGAAACGAAAAAGCAAUACAGAGUCACCCAGACCCUCGACGUCUAGAUCGUUUGAGCCCCGCAACCCUGAAAUCGACCAGACAGAGCUCUGCGUAAAGCAGCCGGAAACGCGUCCGAUAUCCCAGGAACAGCUCGUCGCCGAGGUCAAAGGCAUAUACGCUGGUCUCGUUAUGGUGGAGAGCAAAUGCAUUGAGGUCGACAAUGCUCAGAGCUCCACGACGGAGUCGAGCCCGAAGAUGAACAACGAGCAGUGGCAGGCAUUGAUCGCGCUCCACCGAACGCUGCUGCAUGAGCAUCACGACUUCUUCCUGGCAUCGCAGCACCCGUCAGCCAGCCCUGCGCUGAGGCAGUUGGCGAGCAAGUACGCGAUGCCGGCGCGUAUGUGGCGGCACGGCAUCCACUCAUUCCUCGAGCUUCUGCGGCACCGUCUGCCCGCGUCUCUCGAGCACAUGCUCAACUUCAUCUAUCUGGCUUACUCAAUGAUGGCGUUGCUGUACGAGACGGUGCCGACGUUUGAGGAUACCUGGAUCGAGUGCUUGGGCGAUCUUGGGAGAUAUCGGAUGGCCAUCGAAGACGACGACUUGAAGGACCGUGAAGUUUGGACAUCCGUCAGCAGGCACUGGUAUUCGACAGCAAGCGACAAGGCACCCACGACGGGACGACUGUACCACCAUCUCGCCAUCCUUGCGCGGCCUAAUGCGCUCCAGCAGCUCUUCUACUACUCGAAGAGUCUGUGUGAGAUCGAUGCCGCCUUUGUACGAGCUCAUGGGAUCCUGUUCUCUGGGCGCAACCAAGAACAACUCGCACCCUCCGUGGACGAGUUCAUCGGCAGUCUGGAUAACCACAUCGGGCGGACCACGCGACGAUGGAUGGAGAGUGGAUACUACAUCGGCAUCGCCCUUGGCUGCUCUCUCCUCGAGUACGGCAGCGAAUCGAACGUCCUCAUGCGAGAGAUCAAGUCGGGAGCUCGCACCGAUGACACAGACACGACCAUGCAAGGGGUUGAAGCCGCCGCCCCAUCCCAGAGGUUCCUCGAUGCCCUUGACUUCACCUGCCGCACACACGACGUUGUCUUUCGGCGCUUCGGCGACCCCAGUGUCACUCCUUACCUUCACGUCACCCUCUCGUUCCUUCACCAUCUUUCAAAACUCCCUGCCGCCAUGGCUCACAUCGAGUCCAAGAUCCCCUGGAAGCUCAUCUCACUCAUGCUCAACACGCUGGUCGGCGUCUGCUCAGACUUUGAUAAGGUUGAAGGUGAUGAGUUCCCUCGAAACGAGAAGGACAGCCCACGGCCAUUACCUGACGACUUCGCCCAGCGUGGUCUCCUUUGGGUAGAAGAGUACGACCAAACUAAGGUCGAGGAAGACUCCAAAAAAAAGGGGUACUACCCAGACGACUGGUUCACUGCCGCGAAGAUCGGCGACGAAGAGAGGUAUUUUGAGGUGGCGUCCAUGAUGGAAGAGAGGCAGAACCGGUGUCUCUGGUUGGGAAAUCGCAUAGCAGCUACAGGGAUGUGGCUGACGUACGACAAGAACCUGAGGCAGUUCAGUGUAGCACAGCGGUACGAUGUUGAGAUUGCCAACUUGCCGACAGAUUCGGACACAGGUAGUGAUACCGCAACACCAUCCAGUGAAUGGGGAAGAGGGGACGGCGCCGAUGUGGAGAUGCGGAAUGCGUAG